Messenger RNA from Hypoxylon fragiforme, 2009 nucleotides. RefSeq names its product carbohydrate esterase family 3 protein. Bases 408 to 1418 code for a protein of 336 amino acids. The transcript has 2 exons. Gene Ontology annotation, molecular function: phosphatidylcholine lysophospholipase A1 activity. NCBI's taxonomy places the organism in Eukaryota, Fungi, Ascomycota, Sordariomycetes, Xylariales, Hypoxylaceae. The record is from RefSeq and is a predicted model, not a curated record.
CCUAAGGACCUGAACACAUGCUAGACGGAGCCGAACACCCGGUUCACCAUAUGCUAAGCAAAGCUAAAUCGUAGAACCCCCCCCUGUUCACGCAGAUAGAGUUAGACGCCAGGGCGUUCCCACCUGCAGUUUCCGGUAAUAAAUCUAACUCAAAACUUAAUGAGCGGGGAUUGGCGGGGAUUCCAGCCAACGCCGUUACCUCGUAUGUUAGAGGCCUCGGAACGACGAUGACCACCCCUGGAGCUGGUGGCUGAUGCUGACAGGAUGAAGCAUGUUGCGUAAACUUGUUUUCUAAAAUAUCUUGUUUUUAAUACUCUGUAGCUAACCUUAGUAAUUAUCUCUUAUUACACACUAACUACUUCACUACUUCACUACUUCACCCAAGAGCAAAUGGGUUUAAUACCAAAAUGCUGUCGCCUUUCUCUGCGCUUCAACUGCGCUGGAAACAGCUGCCUGCCAUUCACAAAAUCUUAGUCACAUCUGCUUUCUUAUUGUUCGCAAUUGUCAUAUGUGUUCAACCUACUCCUGAAGUUGCUCGCGAUGGAUGGAAUCACCUCACCCAAUCCGCUGGCGCAAAUGGCAUGGGAUCUGGUCCUCUGGCAGGUGGAAUUCCCCUUCGCGUCAUGUUUAUUGGCGCCUCGAUGACCUUAGGCGAACACUCAACCGGGGAGGUGGGCUACCGGAAGCAGAUUCGUGACUGGCUUGUCUCUAGAGGCAACCCAGUCAACUAUGUCGGUCAGAAUCGAUACGGUGACUUUAAAGACAAUGAUGUUCAAGCAUUUGGUGCCCAACCAAUCAAACCUACCCUCGAGCGUCUAAAAGAAAUCGUGCCACAGGUCCAGCCGAACUUAUUCCUAAUCAAUGCUGGCUCUAGCGAUUGCUUUCAAUCAAAUUGGGGACCUGCGUACAUCCUACAAUCCAUGCGCGAACUCGUCGAUGUCCUCUUCGAAGAGUCACCGCAAGCUACAGUCAUCAUGUCAACCAUUAUAACAAGCCCGUGGGAUGGUGUAGAACGAUGUGUCAAGAGCGCUAAUGCGCAGAUACGUCAAGUAGCCACCGAUUUGAUCCGCGAAGGAAAGCCCGUGACGUUGGCGGAAAUGCAUUUCGAUCAAGGCUUGCCGAAUCGCGUUGAGCGUGAGGAUAUCGGACCUGAUGACAUGCAUCCUACUGAUAUUGGCUACUUCAAAAUGGGUGAUAUCUUCAUGGAAAAGAUUGUGGAAGUUGAUAAGAAUGGCUGGUUGCAGCCCCCCGUGGAAAACGGCAUUCCUGAUGAUGGAGAAGCUGCUCGAGAUGUUGAGGAUGCGAUCAAGGCGACGGAUGACAUGGCGAAAGCGAAGGAAGACACCGCAAGCAAGCCUUCCAACGGAAGGAAGCAUAGGAGGAGUGACAUGUUCAAUGAGCGGCCCGGAAGUGUGUAAUUAUGGGAUAACGAAUUCAUCAGCAAUCACUAAUCAAGCUCGUCCCAAAGACUAUCCUCGCUAAGAUAUAUUUAUAUAAAGGCAGCAACUAUUCGUUCGGAAAUGCGACAUUAUAAUAACCAAACGGCCUCUCCAAACUUACUAGGUACCUACCUAACCUAGGGGAUAUACGGGUGACUACCCUAGGUAGUUGUCGAAUUAUUGCGUAAAGGCUGUCAUCCGCCUCUAUGAGCAAUACCUGAUGAUUGAUGUGGGAUCUAAUUUUUAUCUUUCUGGUAUACAGGGGGGGUAGAAGGACGGUGGAAUGAAACGGGAAUCGUCAUCCAUAAUAGAAGGGGUAUAUUCCCCAAUGGAGGCCCAGGAGAUCUCUUCUUUUCUUCUUUUUUUAACAAAUGGUACUUCAUAAGUACAAAUCACUUCUUGUAGGUACAGUAGGCACCUGCCUAUUCUCCUGUUCUUUUACUGUCGAAAACUACCUCAUCAUAGAGUUUCCCAUAUGGCAAGGUUAACCAUUGUGGACUACAAUAGGGGGUGGUACAAUAGUAUACAUUCAGGAUAGAGAGUCUGGUGCAAGGUUCCCAUGAGUCAAAA